UAACUAUACGCACGAAGGACAUGGUUUUCCCUCUCUCUUUGCUCGCAAGUUUUUCAAUUCUGGCUUGGUGGAGUGUGUUUAGUUCGUGUUAUGCCAGAGGUGAUCAUGAUCAGGAUGUCAAUCAAACACGAGCUGUAGAUGUUGAUAUCACAGAUGGGACUCUACCCCCUUUGACUGAACCUCCCAAUGCAACAGCUAUUCUGGACAAAAUGUUUUUCAACUACGACAAAAGACUCAGGCCCAUGUAUGGAGGAGAUCCUGUUUACAUCUACGUAUCGCUGGGUUUCCUCUCCAUAAGCCAUGUGACGGAGGAAAAUAUGGAAUUUAAGGGGGACAUCUACAUGCGCCAGUUCUGGAAGGAUCCACGAUUGGCCUACGGUGACAAGAACUGGACAUUAAUCCUUCAAGGAGAUAUUCUCAACAAGAUGUGGUUUCCAGAUACGUAUAUCGAGAACGCUAAAAAAACAACCAUCCACGAUGACACAAGAACAGUCAUUGUGUUCGGAGACGGAAACGUGUUUUAUUCCGUAAGGGUCACAGUGAAUGCUAUGGGAUUAAUGGAUUUCAAAAACUACCCAAUGGAUGUCCAGCGAUUUUUCUUCAGAGUACUAAGUUACGGUUUUGACAUCACUCAGAUACGAUAUAAAUGGAUUGAUGUGUCGCUUUACAGUACAGACAUGGCAGAAUUCUUCGUCAUGAAUCAAACACUUGCUAGUGACAAGGUUAAAUAUAUGAUAGGUUGGUUCGACUAUCUUGACGUCAACUUCCACGUUCGAAGAAGGAUCGGCCAUUACGUCAUACGCAUAUUCUUUCCCUGCAUCCUUUGCACAGUUGUAUCGUGGCUUCCAUUCUGGAUGGAUAGGGGCGAGAUCGGUGAUCGUGGUGCUCUAGGCAUUACAACGCUGCUGACAGAAGUCUUCCUCUUGCAAUACACCAAUGACUCCAUGCCACGAGUCAGCUACGUAAAAGCCGCUGAUCUGUUUUUGAUUGUCUCUUUUGCUUUUACCUUUAUGGCUUUACUGGAAAGCGUCAUCGUAUACAACUACAGAAAGAGAUUUUUCAUAGCGGAAAGCACUCAAUCAAAAUCGCUGACUGGUGGAAGAACGUUUUUUCGUAAACGUGCUUUCAAAGUUGACGAGGUUCGUAAGGCAGACACUGUCCACAUAAAUGGCUCAUAUAUUAACCCGGCAGUACAUGCUGAGCAAGAAGACCUAGCAAGUCCAUUACCCGAACUUCAAGAAACUAAAGCCCCUUGGAAAGAACCAGAGGAUGAAAAGCAGAAUUGUCCCAAAUGUUCCGUGCUGUCAAAAUCGAAAAUCUACAGCUACUACACCUGCGUCAAGAGUUAUUUUACAAAGAACGAUCUUAGUUUUUUCAUCGAGAUGUCCUCCCGUAUUUUGUUUCCCCUCAUGUAUGUCGGAUUUAUCGCCUUUUUCUUUGGAAAAUAUGGAAUAUAAAGUUGAGAACAUAGAACCUCUGCACAAAAG
Molecule: messenger RNA, 1487 nt
Organism: Pocillopora verrucosa
Lineage: Eukaryota; Metazoa; Cnidaria; Anthozoa; Scleractinia; Pocilloporidae
Source: RefSeq, a predicted model, not a curated record